AUGACAUCAGGGUUGGGUUUUGCUCUUCUAGCAUUGAUCCUGUCAGGGCCCACAGCGGCCUUUGUCCCCAUCGGUGGUGUGGCAUCUACCCAUAUCAGUAUUACAGGAGCCGCACUGUUGCAAAAAGUAAUGGAAACAUGUCAGUCACUGGCUGAGGCUGCUGGUCAUGAGUUCAAACCCACGGGUUCUUCUCCUGGGGAGCUGGUCCAGGCCUGUCUUGGCCCAACAGCUUCGGGGGAGGUGUCAGGAGUAAAGUUUCACUCGGCUCUCCAAGAGAUCUAUACCCAAAAUGGACUUGUAGAUCGUAAUUUUGUCAACAGUGCUCCACAUCAUUUCAAUUCAGAAAAAUUUUUGGAGGGGCGUAAUCUCAUUACAGACGGUUUGGCAUCUAUCAAAGCUAAUGUUCGUGUUGAGAACUUCAAGUCUGCCAGGGAAACACUGGGUAAAAUUCUCCAUACACUACAGGACUUCUAUAGCCACAGUAACUGGGUUGAGUUAGGUUACACAAAACCAUAUGCUGCUCUCAUACGCCGUGACCUUCCCUUGGAAAACCUGGCAGACAUUGAUACUGCCACUUGCAGUGACUGCUGCAUUGGAGGGUGCCACAACACAAUUCUUCAAAAUAUCCUGAAUGAGAAGAAGCUAACUUCUGGUUACAUGGGAAUCUUUUCUGCUGACAAGCCUGAAGGUAAAUGUAGCCAUGGAGGUCAAGCUGAUCUCACAAGCACAGUAGCUCCUCGAGGAGGAAUCAACAAGGAUGAGAGUCGCGCUGACAACGCGGCCUUCCACGAUGUGGCUGUAAAUGCAGCCACAGUCGCAAGCCUCCAGCUGCUGGAGGACAUCCGAUUGACAGUGGGCAACAAUGACUUCCUAAGAUUGAUGGGAAUCGCCCGUUCCUCUGUUGUUUGUUUUGUCAUUGACAAUACUGCCAGUAUGUCAGAUGACAUUGAUGAGGCCAGAAAAGUUGUAUACAAAAUAAUUGACAGCAAAAAGGGAACACAAGAUGAGCCAUCUGAGUACAUUUUGGUAACCUUCAAUGACCCAUCAUUUGGACCAUUAUUCAGGACAACAGACCCUGAAAAAAUGAAAACAGAAAUUUCAAAGAUAGAAGCAACGGGAGGUGGUGACCUCCCUGAAAUGUGCUUGUCAGGACUUCAGUUGGCUCUCACCGGUUCUCCUGCCUCCUCCCACAUCUAUGUUUUCACAGAUGCAACAGCAAAAGACAUCAACUUGAAAAAUACCAUUGUGGCCCUCAUCAGAAGCACCAAGUCAACAGUCUCAUUCUAUAUCACUCCAAGCAGAAGACGCCAGCGUCGUUCUGUCAGGACUGCUUCCUUUGAUGACUACCGGGACUUGGCUUUGGCUUCAGGAGGCCAGGCUAUACAUGUGUCCAAGAGUCAAUUGGCUCAAGCCACAGACGUCAUUCUUGAUACCUCCACUUCAGCUUUGGUGACAGUUUAUCAGAGGACAAGGGAUCCUGGGAAGCCAGAGACUUUCCCUUUUGUGUUGGAUGAAUCUCUACAGAACAUCACUAUCUACAUAACAGGAUCAUCUAUAGCUUUUACAUUGACCAACCCUGAAGGCAUUAGCCAAAGUAAUACUGAAACCACUGGUGCACUGGCAUUCAUACAGACAGUGGGUAACCUAAGGAGAAUUCGUAUUAAAGCAGACAAACAGCCAGGCUCUUGGAAAAUCAGCAUCAACUCAAAACAACCAUACACAAUUAAAGUAACAGGUCAAAGUAUAAUUACCUUUAUCUAUGACUUUGUGGAGAACUUUAAGGGACCUCACCCAGGUUAUGCAGUGCUCAGUGGGCUUCCACAAGCUGGCCAGCCAGCCACUUUGAUCCUCGGGGUCAUGGGAAGAAAAGGUCCAUCCUCCAUCAGUGUAGAAAAUGUGAGCCUUGUAGUGCCCAACACUGGAGCUGAAAGUAAUGGUAUAGCAACUGAAAUGGGCAACGGCGAUAUACUGGUGACUUUUGCUGCGGUGCCUGCUGGGGAGUUUGUGGUCACACUGAAAGGAACUGACAAGGUGUCAGGCAAUGUGUUACAGAGGCAAUCUACUACUCAGUUGUCUGUCUCCAAAGUAAACAUCCAGGCCCUGGUGGACAGGAGUGUGGAGCCUGGGGAACACUUUAACCUACCUUUCAGUGUUAUGACACAAGGCCCAGGUGGUACAUUUUCUAUCAGUGGAAAAAAUGACAGAGGAUUCCCAAUGUUGUACCCAUUGAGCCUCACCCUGACAACUGGAGCAUAUACAAAUGGAGUCCUAACCAUUACGCCACCUUCUAACACAUCAUCAGGCACUGACGUCACUGUGACUUUAGAAGCCAAAUCACCCAAUAAUGUUGACUCCAAUUACGCUGUUCUGAGAUUAUCUGUUCUUACUAAGAUUACAGAUUUUGUGCAGCCUGUGUGCGAGGUGAUAAAUGUAUUAUCUGAUGACUGUCCCCAAGAUAUCUCUCAGUGUAAAUUUUUCGAGUGGGAGCUGUCCGCCAACCUGACUGAUGGAAAUGGAACGGGAAUAGAAAGAAUUUCCCUCAGACAAGGCAAUGGAACUUUAUCAUACACCUCACUGAGCGCCAAGAGUAUUCAGGCGAGCUACAACGCCUCCUGCUGCUCACAAAUUGUUGAAUUUGUAGCUAUUGAUGAAGUUGGCAACGUUGGGAAGUGCUAUCACUCUAUUCAACGAUCUGCUGGCAAUGCCAUUUCAAGUUCAUCUUUUCUUUCUUUGGGAUUGUGCCUUUUGAUAUCUGGGUGGAAUCUUGACGGCAUCCCCUUACUACUGGUGUCCACUAGUGGGGUUCAGGGGUUUGCCCCAACGACAGGCACCAACCACCUUACGGCCACAACUCCGAUCGGCGGCCUCAACAAUGGAGGUGCGGAACAUGGCCCCCUAGCACUUAAUGUCCCCCACCUCCCCUGGGACAAGGUAGAAGUUCUGCCGGAGGGUGGUGGUGGCUCUAAGGAAGAAGCUGUCUCUAAGCCUGUUAUUUCUCGUUUUGUGGGACCUGUAGAGUCUGCUGGAGGGCAGCAGGUCAAAGAGGUAGUGCCUGGGGCUCAGCUCUUAGACGUGAUGGAGAGUGUAUUGAAGACCGCUAUGUAUAAGGUCACACAACUGGUAGAACACGGCUUUUUAGAAGAAGUGAAACGCAGGAACCAGGAGUUGGAGACCCUGAGAAUGAAGUUGGAAUACGCUGAGAUCAGAUUAAAGGAUCAUGGUGAGAUUGAAAGAAAAGCAGAUGGCGCGUUUGUUGAUAUUGAAAGUGAUGACGAUGGCAACACUUCAGAAGAAAGGCUUGUGGAACUGCACAGUGAUGAAGAAUCUGAUUCACGCAGUGAAAAUAUGAGGCUGGAGGCAUAUGCAGGUGAUGACCAGGAAACCACCAAAAACGAAGUGCUAUCUAAGAAUGGCAUACAGACGGACCUGCAGAUAUCAAAUGUUUGCAACAUUCCUGAACGGCUGGACACCACAGACACAACUAUAGAUCUGCUGGUGAAACCACACACUGGCCGGACAGCCAUCACAUCUCCUCAUCACAGAGUUGGAUCUGACAGGGAGUGUGAUAGAGCCAAACCCAAUUGUCCAAAUCAGCUGGUAGACUCUAUUAUAGAAGAUGGAAGGAGCAGAGAUCAGAUUUGUCCCUCGAAAUCCUCCGCUAUACAAAGGCUCCAAAAUCCCGACUCACUUAGUGUUCCAAUUAAGCAGGAAGUUUUCAUGACCUCAGAUGAUUGUGUUGAGAACCAGCAAGUGAACAAGAAGCCUUCAACAAACUUCACCAAACUGAGCAACCUCAAAGCCCACUGUAGAGUCCAUACUGGAGAACGACCGUACUGCUGCUUGGCUUGCGGUAAAAGGUUCACGCAGAAAUGUAACCUGAAACGGCAUCAGAGGAUACAUGUUGACUAA
Messenger RNA from Nerophis lumbriciformis (worm pipefish), 3909 nucleotides. The record is from RefSeq and is a predicted model, not a curated record. Lineage: Eukaryota; Metazoa; Chordata; Actinopteri; Syngnathiformes; Syngnathidae.